Molecule: messenger RNA, 3808 nt
Organism: Dalotia coriaria
Lineage: Eukaryota; Metazoa; Arthropoda; Insecta; Coleoptera; Staphylinidae
Gene: tous
Product: testes of unusual size
Exons: 6
Coding region: 1-3762 (1253 amino acids)
Molecular function (GO): protein binding
Source: RefSeq, a predicted model, not a curated record
AUGGCCGCGGAACCGGUGAAAAUCACAAUAAAGGAGAGCUUGCCGGUGAUAACCACUCCGCCUGUCCUCGUUCCCAGGCUGCUCCUUGGAUUGAAUACUGCGGUCAAGGGCAACGUGCAGUUUUUAAGCGAUGACGAGCUUAUUUAUCCCGCUGGUGCAGUCCUGGCCUUUCAUAACACCACACUGAAAAAGCAGAAAUACAUUCGAUUACCCGAAAAAGGAGCAAAUAUCAACCUGAUUGCGCUUAGUCCUAACAAAAAACAUUUGGCUAUUUGUGAUGUUGGCGAUAAGGUAUCGGUGACUUUAUACGAUCCGGUUUCUUAUAAAAAACGUAAGCAAAUUUAUAUGCCAACUGAACGAGAUAUUUCUGCCAAGCGCGUUGAAGCAGUCUCCUUCACCUGCGACUCGAAGUGUUUAAUUUUUGUCGUGGGAGACCCAGAUUGGUUGAUGAUCAUCUUUAAAAUUGACAAAAUCAAAUUAGAUUCGAUAACUAGAGCUAAUAACAGUAAUAACACCGGAUCUGUUAUUCAGAUUUGCCCCAAUCCUACCGAUUCAAACCUGCUAGUACUAGUAGGCAAUGGGCUCUUUCGUAGCCUUUCAUGCGCCGAGGGUAUUUGGCGCCAAUUCGGAUUCAAUAAAGCCGAAAAUCUCAACAUUGCUUCAGCCUGUUGGAUAACACAAGACCGUCUGCUCGCCGGUACCACUCACGGAAAACUAAUGUAUUUUGAAAAUGGCGAAUUGAAACGCGUUUACCACGCUAUUGAUACCAUUGCUUUGAUCCUGAAAGACAGCAAUGAUUCAAAAGAGUCGGGAUUUUUUGGAAGCGCUACAAUUGUACCUCCAGAACCGACAACAGAGACAGCACCCACAACUUCAGUUGCAGAAAAUGACAACAAUUCCAUAUCACAUCUCACCAACUUCGCACGUGGCUUUGUUUUCUGCUUCCAGCGAGGCGCGCUGCAGUAUUUCGAAAAGGUCACCGCACAUAAAUACGUGCGAAAGGUAAUCUUUCGAAUUCCGGACAAUAACAUUGUCCGGCUGGAUGAUGACAUCAAAGAAGAUCAAGAAGAAUUCAUUCAUGAAUAUUACAAUGAAGUCAACUCAAUUGCGAUUCCACCAUCGGAAAAUCGAAUUCUUGUAACAUGCAACGAAACGCAAAUUUACGUUGGAAAAUUGCUUGGUACCGAGGGCGAUGUUACAAUGAGCGUCCAUGGUCUACCCUUGCAUCAUGGACCUAUUUGUUCUGUUGCCGUCUGUACAUGGAAGCCAAUCUUUAUGACUGCUGGUUGCUUUGACCGGACGCUAAGAAUUUGGAAUUACGAAAAUGAAACUAUUGAGUUAUUGAAAAGAUAUCAAGAAGACAUCCUAACAUGCGAUCUACAUCCAACAGGGUAUUUUACGGUGGUGGGCUUUUCGGAUAAACUCCGCGUUCUAAAGAUAAUGAUGAACGACUUUGUGAGUGAUCGUGAGUAUCCAAUCAGAGGCUGCAAGCUGGUGAAGUACAGUAAAUUGGGGCAUUUGUUCGCUGCGGUGAAUGGCAAUAUGAUUCAAGUUUAUUCGAGUGUCAGUUAUGAGCACAUGUUUAAUUUAAAGGGACACAACGGAAUUGUGACUUCUAUCUCCUGGGCACAUGAUGAUUACAAACUCUCCUCGUGUGGCACUGAGGGAGCAGUUUACGAGUGGCAAAUUUCAACAACAAGACGAAUUUGCGAAACUAUCAUAAAAGUGUGUCAGUUUUCUGGUUUAGCCAUUACUAACGAUGGCAAAUCCAACUUUGCUGUUGGAUCUGAUGGUCGAGUGCGCGAAAUAGUCAAUUCCAAUGUUUACAAUGAGCUUAAAAUCACUUCAAAUUCAUUGGAAUGUAUGGCAAUGGCAAACUCAGACGCUAUGAUGUUCACAGCUGGCAAUAAUGGCACAGUAUACUCUUUACUGAUUCCGAUCAGUGACACUUCAUGUACAAAUGAGUACUCCAUUCACAACAAGAAAAUUUCAGCGAUGCAAAUAACUUACGACGAUAAAUGGGUGAUUACUGCGUCUCCGAGUUGUAUUUGCAUAUGGCGGAUUGCGGGUGCCGAUUCACGAAUGGUUCGACUCGAUAAGGAAUUUGUGCCGUCCACAGAAGUGAUGAUCAAACGAUCGGACCUCCUGGAUAAACUGGCACAAAUCAAGGAAUUGCAAGUGCGAAUCAACGAGAUGCAAACGGAGCAUUCGUAUCAAAUGCGACAAACUGUGGGCGCGCACACCGCGAUCAUGACUGAUAUGCGCACUCGCUUCCAACAGUCCAUCGACGAGCUGAAGGAAAAGAAUGAAAAUCUCGAGUUGGAGCAUAACAUCGAAAUGAGUAACAUUAACAUGGAGAUUGCUAAAAUGAGUAAUCAAAAUGACGCGUAUGUACAGAAACUAGAAGCGAGUUAUAUCGAAAAACUUAUUGUGGAGUACGAUAAGUAUAUGCUGCUUGAAGAAAGACUAUGUAAAAUGAGAAUGACUUACGAUAAAGAACUAGAGGAACUUGCUGAGGCAAAACGCGUGUCGGAGAAAACAAUCACUCAUACUUAUGAUGUUCAGCUGCGAAACAAAACUGGUUUAGUUGAAGAGCUCCGAACAAAAGUUGCACUAAUGGCAAAAGAAGCAGAGACAACGAAGGAGCAGAUAGAAGACGAUGCAGAUCGGGAAAUCUACGAAAUCAAAGCCGAGUUUGAGAAAGAACUUCGCGAUGAACAAGAUUUAAAUGUCCGCUUACGUGGCGAGACGCAAUCUUCAAAGAAAAAACUGCAGAUUUCGCAGAAAAGCAUCGACGAUUUGAUGCACACCUUGCACACGCAUGAAAUCGAACAACAUAAACUUCGAACGGUUAUUUUUGGCUUGGAACAGACCAUAAAUGAUCUGAAAAACGAAAUUGCCGAGCGAGACUUGACUAUUCAAGAUAAAGAAAAGCGUAUUUCCGAAUUAAAAGACAAAAAUCUAGAACUGGAAAAACUCAAGUUUAUUCUAGAGUUUAAAAUUGAUGAGCUCAAAGCACAAAUUGAACCUCGUGACCGUACUAUUGCAGAGCAGACCGAACAAAUAACAGACAUGCUUACAGAACUCGAAAAUCUACAGAAAAUCAUCCAGAGUCUUGAGCUGCAGUUGACGAAAAUGCGUGAAAAGUUACGCGCGGCUGAUAACGAAACAAAGCGUGAAGUGGUCAGGAAUCGCGCGGCAAAGGCGAAUUUGAAACGCAUCAAAACCGAAAUUCAUUUCGCUUCUGGUAUGAUUCAAGAUAUACCAAAGAUGCAAAAAGCCGUACGUGAAAUGUAUCACAAACAUAAUGCCGAUAAAGAUUUUGCUAUUACUCACGCUGAAGAUGCUGAGGCGAAGAAAGAAUUCAUGCGGCAACGUGAUUUCCUCGAAAGAUCAGUAAAAGCACUCAGAGCACAAGUUACGAAGUCAAAAUCAUACACCGGCGAGAACCUGCGGCUAGUCGAACAGAAUUCACAACUGAUCAACGAAACAAACAAUCUGCGCAAGAGUCUCAAGGUGGAGCGCAAAGAUAACAAACGAAUGUCAGCGUUGUUGGGAUGCAAAUCUAACGCGAUACCAGCGGGCAAACCGUCAAUGCUUCUAGAGAAAGCGCUUGCAACGAAAGAUGAAAUCCGGCAGGAAUACGUCGGUAUCAUUGAAGAUGAUCAGAAAUCUAUGGAGAUUUUACACGCAGAAAACGCUCGAUUGCGGGCAAAGAUUACAAAUAUUUUGGACACGCACAUUCCCAAACCGUUAUAUUAAAUGUACGAUAAAUGAAUGAUGAAUAAAAUUUACGAGUGUUAUCUUA